Coregonus sp. 'balchen' is the source of this 10550-nucleotide messenger RNA. The record is from the annotation of a GenBank genome assembly. Lineage: Eukaryota; Metazoa; Chordata; Actinopteri; Salmoniformes; Salmonidae.
CUUGGGCUGCCGGCAGCAGCAUCCGCUCCGAGGGACCGCCUUUGAGGAGCAUCAACGAGAGCUUGGCCAUAUUGUGCAUCCACCUCAUCGUAAAUCGGCUGAGUCACACCUAUACCGGCGGUCUCAGUUUUAACAAUAAAAUAGGACAACAAAAUCAACAAGGAUUAAAAUAAAAAAAAACGUUAGCAGGUAAGGGUUGAUGUAUUAGUCAAUGGCAUAUACAGGUUUAUCGUUAUUAUCAUAAAUAGUGCUAAUUGCAAGUAACAUCCAAAGGAUACUACAAAUGAUGUUUUAUUUGCGAGCGCUCCUUCUGGUAUUCUAUAAUGAAAUUAACAUAGAUAUGCAACGUGGAUUGUUUUGUUAUCAAUUGCAGUGUGUUUGCUAUCCAGGUGUGUUUUUGUUUCAUCUCAGGAAUGAUUGUCUACGUUAAGAUAAAACGAAAAUAAUCAUAUGCCAUUCAUAAUUUAGACGACGCAUGUAUUCGUCAGACAAUCACUAUUAAACGCCCUGUCCUUCUCCGAACAGGUUUUUACACCGUAUCGUCUCGGAAAAUGGUUAAAUUGGGGAAUAAUUUCAGUGACAAAAACAACGCCAAAGCCGUCUCAGAAGAUGGAUUCGACACCAUUCCCCUCAUAACACCCUUGGAUGCCAGUCAACUGCAGUUCCCUGUACUCGACAAGGUAAUAUUUAUUCAAGUGAAUUGAAAGCCUAUUGACGCAAUAUACUCUACCCAUCGUCAAUGUUUUAAUGGAGUCCGUUUUCUUCAUAGUCUGAAAUAAUAUGAAUGUGACCAAAUAAGGAUCCAAUAGAAAUAAACGUGUCAUUGUAAUCACUAUUUUGUCAAUAGCCUCAAAUAAACAUCUAUCAGUCUAUUCUCCAUUACACACAUUAAGGAAAUAGCCUACAAUUGAUUCCAUGUUACACCUUCAUGCAGGCCUAUGAUCAACAUUAUUUAUUUACAUCUUGGCAUUUGUCUUUGUGUUUCAGGUGGUGGUAAAGACCAAAACAGACUAUGAUGGGGAGCACAAGAAGAGCAAGCUGCACUCCCCCAAGAUAGCAGAAUUCUCAAUAAGCAUCAUCGAAGGGGUAUCUGAACGACUUAAAGUAAGACAUGUUUUCUUCUUCUUCUUCACUCAAGCCCUCAACCCUUGAUUAAUUCAACUGCCAUGGCAAUGGCCUUGUAAUGGUUAUGUCUCACUCAGUUUACAUAGAGGUCUUUGAGAAGCAAAUUGUUAGGCUACAGACCACCUUAAAAAGCCAUACCUGCUCACUAUCUAAGAGUGGUCCAUCAAAAACAUUGGUGCGAAUGCAUUCCAUGACAUCCCAUAGCACAAUUGAUUUCUAUCUCUGUAGUGCUCAUGUGCUCUUUGUGGUAUUUUCCAGCUCACUAUGCUGAUAUCUUUGAAUCUGAAGUCUUAAGGCAUAAUGUGUUAUCAGAUAGGGCAAGACAUUUACUUUUCUGUAGGUAAUAUGCACACUGUAGUUGAAAGGGACUACGUGGGUUCUUUCUUCUCUGGCACCAUGCUGGUUUUGCAUAGCAGCCCUUGAUAUCAAUUCUUUAAUGAUUUCCGCAAGAUGUUUCUAACUCUAGUAGAGAAAUAUGACAUCAUCUACAUCCUGGAAAAUCAGAAGGAACUCUUAUUAAACCUCAGUGUCAAUAAAAAUUGAUGAUAUCAUACACUAUGUUUGGGCCUGUGACCAAGACAAGAUCAGGUCCCCUAUUUAUAAAGUGUCCCAGAGUAGGAUUGCUGAUCUAGGACCAGUUUAGCCUUUUUUUUAUUAUAAUGGUCCUAGUACAGCACUCCUUCUCUGAGACGCUUUAUAAAUACGGGCCCUGGCCUCAUCAUUGAGGCUGGCAUAUUUUACAAAGUGAUUUUCCCGACACCUCUCUCCCACUCCCCGCCAACUCCUUCCUCGAAGUGCCUGUAGCCAUUGCAUAACACCCUGGAGAUGUCAGUGCAAUGUACUUGUACUAUUUUAAAGACAUCCUGGAUCAGCAUGCCUCCUCCUCCUACUGAGACACUAUAUAAAUAUGGGCCAUGAAAUAAUUGGAUUGGUGGAGGUGAUAUGGUAAUAACUCCACCUAUCCCUGUGGUUGGCAAAUGGAGAUUCUGGCAUAUUUCUUACACCCAUCUAGUUCAGUAAUCUACCACAGAGUAGUAUCUAGGGGCUAGCCGUCUAGGGAUUGAUUUGGGUUUGGGCAUAGUGUGACCCAUCAGUAACCCAGAGGCGAUGUUUGUGUCUCUCAUCUUCCCAGGUCACUCUGCUGGUGAUUUGUGCUUUGGCAUUUCUGGUCUGCGUGGUGUUUCUGGUGGUCUAUAAAGUCUACCAAUAUGAGCAGCCCUGUCCAGAUGGCUUCAUGUAUAUGGUAAGCAACUACAGUAAGCAUCCCACUGGGCACACACUGGUUGAAUCAACGUUGUUUCAACGUAAUUUGUCAACGUAUUGUGACGUGGAAUCAACGUGGAAAAUGAAUUGGAUUUGAAAAAAGUAAUCAACCUGGUCCCGGUUUCCCGAUAGCGAUGGAAUUUAGGCUUAAGAGUGUUUUAACUAUGCAUCAUAAAAAUAACAGCCGAAGAUGUCACACCCGUUUCCCAAAACACCACGCAGUGCACUCGUUACAAAGUGAAACUUAACUGCGUCGUUACAGGAGCUGUCCCGUGCUGAAAAUGAUUCCACAAUAAAGGCUAAAGAGCUCACUGUAGCUCUUAAAUUAUUAAUGAUUAUUCAAAGUCUUCUUUUUUUUUUGUCUCUUUUUUUACACAAUUUUCCUAUCAAGAGAAUAAAUGUUCUGUAGCCUAUUAUGUAUUUAAGUGUUUGUAUUAUGUUUGCCAAGUUUAUGUAUUCUAAGUGUUUACUCGUACCAUUUUGUAUGCAAUGUUUGAUGUAAAUUCUGAAUUUUUCAGUUUGUUUAAAUUGUGAGCAAGAAUUAAUAAAGCUAAUGUCGCUCGUUCCCUCUUUCGCUAGACAAUAUCGACGUGACCUAAAAAUAGGAUAUGAUGACAAUGUUUUUUGUAAUUGCUCAACAAAUCAUUGUAGCCUAAUGGUAGGCAGGAAUUGGGCUUCAAGUUGGCCUACAGAUAUUCUACAAUUAAAUCACUAAACAAUUUAAAAUAAUUAAACAUGAAGUAGCAAGUUAAGCGAUGUUGCAAUAGACCUAACCUUUAGGUUAUUGGUUAGACUACAGUGAAAUGCAUGAGCUUUUAGAUAAUAGCAACCUAUAGGCCUAAUAGUUAUGAAUAUGGAAGACUCAGGUGUAGCCUAAUGGCUUAUUACUAGGUAGGUCUAUCAAUUGCACAUGAAAGUGCUCUCAAUAUUUAACCUAAUUAUAUAAUAGCUAGAUUAUUAUGCUAUUUCAGUUUUCAUAAAAACAUUUUAAUGUAUCCUUGCUUUGCUAUUCAACUAUGACGUUUUCGGCGGUCACAGAGAGACAUCUUCAUUCUAUGUUUAGCUGAGAUUUUCUGUCUAUAAAGUGGGUAAACGGUGAUCUAAUGAUCAGAGGCGUCAGAGGCAGGCGUUAGAUUACGAGCAAUUUCAAGUGCAACGUUAAUAAAGACGGUUUUGGGAAACAGCUCAGAAAUUUUAAGAUGCUCUUAUGAAGGUUCUAAUGAUGAACUUAGCCUUAAGAUGCUUUUGGGAAACCGGGCCCAGUAAUGUUUUAAUCUCAUUUCAACCAGCAUUGUAAACAUUGAAAUUAGGGUAAAACUUCAACGUAAAUACAUUGACUUAACCUGAUUAACAGGUUGUUACAUCAAUCUAAUUUCAACAUAUACAUAGUUCUGAUGAUUAUGUUGAAAUUGCAUUGAAAAUUCCAUGUAGAAACAUUUAUUUUUUAAAUCCUACAUCAAUUGGGUGGUUGAAAUUAUGUAGAAUUUCAUAUUUGAUUAGACAUGUUGUUUGACCUUGUUUCAAUGUUGAUAGUAAAAUGGUAUAUUUGAAUCAACGUCAUUGUUUCAACAUCAUUCCAUCAACCGAAAUAAAGAGAUAUAUUGAAAUAAAAUGUGAAGCCACAGUCCAACGAUUCCUGACUGAACAGGGACUCCUACUGGAAUAUGAGGGGUAAUGCACUUCAGUGAGAAGAAGUCUACCAUCCAGAUGCCUACCUCUAUGUGUCCUGCUUAGCUUUGGAAACAAGCUGUGUUUGAGUCAGCUGAGCUAUAUUGUCAACACAUUUAGACAUUGAUCAGCUUCCAUACUAAUUUUCGUAGACUACCUAAAUAACGUUGAAUAGUUUAAGGUAGAGGCCGACCGAUAUGGGAUUUCUGGAUCCGAAUCCGAUUUUAGAGUGGAAAUAUUCACCGAUAACCGAUAUCUGCCAAUAUGUUUAUUAUAGGUAGAUUGUGCUUAAAACAGCCCUACAAAGAUACUCAAAGCUGAUUUCUUAAAUUUGAGGAAACAACAUUAAUGUAAGCACCACAUAGAAUUUAGGUGCACAAGAAAGCAGAGAUUAUUUAAUGGAAUAACUGUGCUACUCUAGUGAAAGGAGGAUAAACUGCACUGAUUCCAGCAAAAACAUUUCCCCCCCUAGGCUCUGAAAACUGAGCUGCCUCAUGCUAGCCAGCUGGAAAACAACGACAUAGGACACAUUUUCAAUGUUUUGGUAUUUAGCUAUGUUUUCAUCAUUUGUAAGGCUGUAGCCACUGAAUUCUGGUAGUUGUCACUUGAAAGGAAAAACAUCAAUCACAAAAUGUGCCGCUGACAGCGUUGCCUCAGUGAACCGUCGUCCCUACUCCAUUGAAGUUGACAUUUCAAAUUGUUAAAGUUUGGGUUAGGUUAGGGUUAAGGUUUGGGUUUAGCGUAGGGAUGUCCCAAGGAUCCCGAAUAGCAGUAACCCUCCAUGAACGGCGACAAGUACUCUCACACAGCUAGUUAUCUGGCAAGUUAGUUAGCUAGCACUCGUCAUGGAAAUGGGGGUGGCGAUUGGCGAAACGUGAAUUUGAACCAGUGCCUAUCAAGUGACAAUGAAUCCAUACAUCAAAACGUAGCUACGAAGCACUACUUUGUAACCUGCUAUGUUUUUUUCGUGUCUCUGAAAACAUUUGAAUGACAGAGCUUGAGGAAUACCAUUUGCAAAGAGCAAAUAUAACACAAUUUUUCACUGGCUUCACUAAAGGGCUGUAGCUUUGUUACCACAAAGUUGAAUGUUCUUAGCAAGGCACUUGCUUUACAUUUGGACAGCAUCCAUUGUUUGUCAUGACACCCAACACCCUCCAUGACACUUCACGUAACAGUAUAUGGCCAGCGCACUUUAUUGAGCUGGCAAGCUUCUAUUUACUCAGCACUCACCGUAGAAGCAGUAGCUCACUCUCCUCUCUGACUGGUGUAGGUGCGUUGGGUGGGAGUGUCCAGUCUUGCUGUAGCGCACCAAGUGCCCUCUUCAGGACACAUAAUGAAAUGCAACAACAAAAAUGUCCGAUUCUAUGAAAAACUGCUUUUUUUCAGAGCGUUUUCUCCACAUCGUAUAUCGGUCCUUCUCGGUGGGUUAAACGCCGAUACAAAUACAUCGGUAAAAGGUUAAUAUCGGCCGAUAAUAUCUGUCAACUGAUAAAUCGGUCGGUCUCUAGUUGAAAGUAACUAACGUUUCUUGCACAAGCUGUAUGUGAAAGUAAAUUCGGAGUGAGGUUGGGUUGUAGUCUACAUUGACAUCUGAUUUGCCCAAAGGACAAUCAUUCGUCCAUGGUUGAUUGGAUCUUUGGAAGUUUAGAAGUAGUUACCAUUAGCCCUAUAAAUAGGAUACCAAAUUCAUGAUAUUAAUAGAAAACUUUUACCUUUGGAUAUUUUCUUUUAUAUGUGUUAUUCAUUAUAUAAGUGGCCCGAUUUAAGAAAUCAUAGGCCCUGGGGCUAUUAAAAGACUAUUGGCAGUUACCUGUAUGUGCUUGUGAUACAACUUAAUCCACAGUUCUUUAUUUUUUAGAAACGUUUAGAAACUAAAUGAUGCUCUCUGCUGUGUUUUGAACAUUGAGAGCGGGCUCCUGUUGUUUUUUAAAAUUAUUAUUCUCCUUGGGCCCCCUAUGGUCUUGGGCCCACAUACAGCUUGUGUAAGAAAAGUUUGUUACUUUCAACUAUUCAAUGUUAUGUAGAUAGUCUAUGCAAAUGAGUAUGGAAGCUGAUCAAUGUCUAAACAUGUUGAGAUAAUAGCUCAGCUGAAACAUACACAGCUUGUUUCCCAAGCAUUUAGGAAAAUGUUUUCAGACCCCUUGACUUUUUCCAUAUUGUUGCGUUACAGCCUUAUUCUAAAAUUGAUUAAAUACCCCAUAAUAACAAAGCAAAAACAGGUUUUUAGAAAUUUUUGCAAAUGUGUAUAUAUAUAUUUAAAAAAAACUCACAUUUACAUAAGUAUUUAGACCCUUUACUCAGUACUUUUUUUGAAGAACCUUUGGCAUCGAUUACAGCCUCGAGCCUUCUCGGGUAUGACGCUACAAGCUUGGCACACCUGUAUUUGGGUAGUUUCUCCCAUUCUUCUCUGCAGAUCCUCUCAAACUCUGCCAGGUCAGAUGGAGAGCGUUGCUGCACAGCUAUUUUCAGGUCUCUCCAGAGAUGUUAGAUUGGGUUCAUGUCCAGGCUCUGGCUGGGAUGAAGGACAUUGAGAUUUGUCCAGAAGCCACUCCUGCAUUGUCUUUGGAAGUCCUGAGUGCUCUGGAGCAGGUUUUCGUCAAGGAUGUCUUUGUACUUUGCUCCGUUCAUCUUUCCCUCGAUCCUGACUAGUGUCCCAGUCCCUGCCGCUGAAAAAUAUCCCCACAGCAUGAUGCUGCCACCACCAUGCUUCACCGUAGGUGCCAGGUUUCCUCCAGACGUGACGCUUGACAUUCAGGCCAAAGAGUUCAAUCUUGGUUUCAUCAGACCAGAGAAUCUUGUAUCUUAUGGUCUGAGAGUCCUUUAGGUGCCUUUUGGUAAACUCCCAAGUGGGCUGUCAUGUGCCUUUUACUGAAAAGUGGCUUCCGUCUGGCCACUCUACCAUAAAGACCUGAUUGGUGUAGUGCUGCAGAGAUGGUUGUCCUUCUGGAAGGUUCUCCCAUCUCCACAGAGGAACUCUGGAGAUCGGUCAGAGUGACCAUCGGGUUCUUGGUCACCUCCCUGACCAAGGCCCUUCUCCCCCGAUUGCUCAGUUUAGCCGGGCGGCCAGCUCUAGGAAGAGUCUUGGUGGUUCCAAACUUCUUCCAUUUAAGAAUGAUGGAGGCCACUGUGUUCUUGGGGACCUUCAAUGCUGCAGAAAUGUUUUGAUACCCUUCCCCAGAUCUGUGCCUUUCCACAAUCCUGUCUCUGAGCUCUACGGACAAUUCCUUCGACCUCAUGGCUUGGUUUUAGCUCUGACAUGCACUGUCAACUGUGGGACCUUAUAUAGACAGGUGUGUGCCUUUCCAAAUCAUGUCCAAUCAAUUGAAUUUACCACAGGUGGACUCCAAUCAAGUUGUAGAAACAUCAAGGAUGAUCAAUGGAAACAGGAUGCACCUGACUCAAUUUCAAGUCUCAUAGCAAAGAGUCUGAAUACUUAUGUAAAUAAGGUAUUAUCAUUUUUUUGCAAACAUUUCUAAAAACCUGUUUUCACUCUGUCAUUAUGGGGUAUUGUGUGUAGAUUGAGGAAAUAUGGAAAAAGGGAAGGGGUCUGAAUACUUUCCGAAUGCACUUUAUAGUAUGCAUCUGGAUGGUAGACUUGUUCUCACUGAAAUGCAUUACCCCUCAUACACCAGUAGUCACUGUUCAGGCAGGGAUUGUUAGACUGUGGCUUCGCAUUUUAUGUCAAUAUACCUCUUUAUUUAGGUUGCUGGCAUAACGUUGAAACAAUGACGCUGAUUAAAACAUACAAUUUGACUAUCAACAUUGAACCAUGGCAAAUAAAAUGUCUAAUAAAAUUAAACAAUUUCAACUACCCAACGUUUCUAUGUGUAAUUUAAUGCCAUUUCAACGUGUAUAUAUAGUUCUGAAGAUUGUUGAAAUUAGACUGACGUAACAACCUGUUAAGCCAAUGUAUUUAAGUUUUACUCUCAUUUCAAUGUUUACAACACUGGUUGAAAUGAGAAACAGUACUGGUUGAUUUUUAUUUUAUCCAAUGUAUUUUCCACGUUGAUUCCACAUCACAAUGCAUUGAUAAAUUAUGUUGAAACAACGUUGAUUCAACCAGUGUUUGCCCAGUGGGAUGCCUCUUGUAGGUACCAAUGGAGAAAAAAAAUCCAGUAUACAAUUGCACUUGCAAGACAAAACUUGUCUCUAUGGUGAAUCAAUUCUCCUUUCUCUCUCUUUAUUAGUGGCACCUUGAUGUUAGCUUCUUUUCAGUAAUGACAACAAGACAGGUUUCCACAAGCAUUUUUAUAGUUCUUCCCCUUGUUCCUCUGCUAAAACUCUCGCUCUCUCGCAGCAGCAGCAAGGUCGGUGCAUGCCGACGGGGAUGUACGGCUACUACCCACCAGGUGGGCGCGGGCGUCUCUUCACCAUCAUCAACCACUACAACAUGGCUAAGCAGACCAUCACCCGGUCCGUGUCCCCGUGGAUGACCGUCAUGUCAGAGGAGAAGGUCACCCAGCAGGAGACCGAGACCCACCAGAAGCUGGCCUAAUGCACUGGGCUGUAUUCAGAGGUGAAACAUUAAGAAUGUUACAGAUAAAAAUGCAAUGAAUAGAGCUGACUUGAUGCCCAAUUCUACAUGAGCGCUAAUCAUGUGUGUGCUACAAAAUGUAUUUAUAUCUCAGCGUUUUGUAACGUUGCACCCUUCUGUACUAGGAUCACCAUCUAGACAUGUGAAGAAAGGAUACGCGGUGCCAUUCAAGCAAACCCAAAUCUGGAAAAGCGUUCUUGAGCUAAAAUGAUUAUUCCUGAGCUGCACCAGUUUUAAUUGAUAUUGUAGAACUGCAAUGUAUCAGGCAUUAAGUAUUGUUUUAAUCAGUUCAAUUAUUUUACAGAUGCCUUUGUGUAAGCACAGACCGGAACAGCGGUCGGAGGGAUAUCGGUUUUGUUUGAAUAGCUUCCGUGGUUAGUUCUUUAAAUUAUUUGAGUGGCGAACACACACACAAACAUGUCUUGCCACACUCAUUGACAAAACAUCUUUGUACACAAACGUAAAUGGGGAAUAGAAUCUCACUUUAGUACCCCAAAUAUAAACUGACUGUGAACCAUAUAGUCUGUGGAGCUGGUUUAACCACACAUGCAUGCAUGACUUUAUAAGGCUUAUGUAUUUUACACAGACUGUCUUUAUUACAAAAAAAACAUAUGAAGUACCGUCAGAAUGUACUGUUUAGCCCUUGAGAUCCUGCUAAAAUGACUGAUAAAAAAAUAACGUUUUUCUCCUCGAUGGUUUUGCCUCUCCCAUUUGUGGAUGAAUGGGCUAUGACUCACUUGAAGAUACAUUUUUAUAAUCUAAAAUCUUAAUGAAUACAAUCCAAAAGUCAUGUCCUAUUGAUGUUUUCGAAGUCAAAUGACUCCAAUGUGUAGAGAACUUUUAAUUCUGGGUCUUGUUCAGUAAGCACGAAACGGGAACCCAUUUUGAAACAGGGAGAUACUACCUUUUCAAAACACUUUGCGACGCUGUGCCAUACUGAACACGACCCUGGCAUGACGCUCACUAUAUUUGUCUGUAGAGCUCGCCUUUAUUGUGAACAACACUGUUUGAUCAGGCACUACGUCAAGGUCUAGAGAAAGCAUGCGAAUGCUUAUUGUCACUGCAUAGCAUAUCCCAUGUUGUUGAUACUGAAUGUUUUUGCAUUGCUCUUGAAGGUAAUGUGUCAUGCCAUUGAAUGGGGUUCUGUAGUUGUCAGUCACCCUAGAAGGCAGUCAAGUCAUACAGAAAUACCAGAUUGAGUGAACGCGUGCAGUGCAACUCUAAAAAAGACAUCUGACAGGAGAUUGCUUCAUUACUUAAAAAAAACAAUUUGUCAUUAAAGGGGUGUAAUUUAAGUUUGUUCAAUGAUACAAUGACUUAAACAGAAGUACAUUUUAUGCUGUUUUUUGGGGACAAUUGAGGAACAUGGAUUGGCUUUGAACUGUAAACCAAAUAUCUAUUAAAAUGCACACAUUUCACAUCAACCUUUGAGUAAUCCAUCACAUUAAACAAGAGAUGAAGUUCCUUUAUGCUAAUUUCCAAAGCCAAUUCUUUGGAUCGUGGUUCAUGCCAUAGGCCCAGAUUUCUAGAUCUGUAUGUAAUCUGGAUACUAUUGUUUUGCCAUGAACUACUGCUAAAUGAUGUAAAUGUAAACUAGACUAGGGAAUGGCUGAAGUACAAUCCAUACAAUAUAUCAACUAGUGAAUGUGUGGAUUUCUUGCUGUAAUUUGGGGAAAUAAGAAAAAAUAGGAAAAUGUCAUUCACAAGCAGUGCUUCAUUUUAUUGGUGUUAGGACCAGGUUUUUACACAAGCAGUGUAAGUGCAAAGUGGAGUUAUACCAACACAAAUACUCCCAUUGAUUGAUCAUAACCACUAUCUUUACACAAACAAAAGGCUUACAUGCUCGGUGUAACUCAUAAUAACCAUUCUUUAAAAUAUCGCAACUGCAAGAGCUAAGCCUUAACUCAUGGUAUAUUAGUGAUUAUAAACCGGGUGAUUCGAGCCCUGAAUGCUGAUUGGC